Messenger RNA from Mesocestoides corti, 1665 nucleotides. The record is from the annotation of a GenBank genome assembly. NCBI's taxonomy places the organism in Eukaryota, Metazoa, Platyhelminthes, Cestoda, Cyclophyllidea, Mesocestoididae.
AAAAUACCCGAGCCCUUAUGUGAACAAAGACUGGUACAACAGAACGGGCAUUAUCGACCAAUCACUAACCAGAACCACAUGUCAGACGCCAUCCAUUCGAGUCUACCGCUCUGGUCACAUGCCGACGAGGAAUUAGCUGCUGCAUCUGCUCGAAUUGAUGGUGAAGAAGAGCUUGGGAUGGUUAGCGAAGAUGAUAUUACUGAGUCCAUUGUGCGGAAAAUGUGUAGCCUGCUCGAAAAGCGGAUUCUCGCAAAUCAAGAAGCCCGCACCAAGUUCCCGGACCAGCCAACUAAAUUUAUGGAUUCCGAGGUUGAACUCCAAGAGACGCUUGAGAGCAUGCAGAUAUUAUCUGCAAAUCCAAAUCUUUAUGGUGUUCUUGCUGCCCAAUCACGCCCGCUUCAUUUGCUCAUCGGACUUUUGUCACAUGAUAAUACCGACAUUAGUGUCAACGUUGUUGAUCUUCUGCACAGCCUCCUGGAACCCACUGGCUUAAAGGAUGCCGAUCCUGGAGCUGUCGGUCCCUUGUUGGACUUUUUCUUUUCAAACCAACUCGUGCAGUUAUUGACACAGAAUUUAGCUCGACUGGACGAGUCUGUCCGUGAUGAGGCAGAAGGUGUUCACACAACUCUUGGUAUAAUCGAAAGCCUGCUGGAUAUUCGACCUGAGAUGGCCGUAACAAUCGCCCAGCAGGGCAUUUACGCCUGGCUACUGCGUCGGAUACAGCGUCGUCAGUUUGAUAAAAACAAGCUCUACGUCUCGGAGGUGCUUUCGAUCCUGUUGCAGCUUGACGACGCCAACAAGACCCGCCUGGGUGAUAUGGACGGCAUUGACGUCCUGUUGCAGCAAUUAGCAGUCUACAAACGCCACGACCCAAGCACUCGCGAAGAGGCCGAGAUGAUGUACAACCUUUUCGACUGCCUUUGCUCAACUCUGAUGCUUGCUACCAACAAGGACAAAUUUCUAAAGGGCGAAGGUGUUCAACUCAUGAAUCUGAUGCUUCGAGAACGACACGCGGCCCGUGACUGCGCCCUGAAGGUGCUCGAUUACGCGAUGUCUGUAGUGGUGCCCACGGAAGGCGGAGGGGCUUUCCUCCUCUCCGAGGGCGAAGCGGCCGCCGCCGCAAACUGCAACAAGUUUGUUGAGGUUCUGGGACUUCGCACCAUCUUCCCCCUCUUCAUGCACAGUCCCCAAGCCAAAGGCAAGUCCCUUCCCGGACCCACUUCUGCUGAAAUGGAAGAGCACAUCAUUAGUAUUGUUGCUGCUUUACUGAGACAGUGCACUGGUCAGUUUCUGCAGCGUGUUUUGGCCAAAUUUACCGAGAAUGAACACGAAAAGGUUGAUCGGCUCGUCGAACUUCACUUCCAAUACCACGACAGGGUGACGAAGGCCAACGCCAAAAUCGAAAGUCUUCGACAAGUACGUCGACGUCGUACUUAUUUCAGCGAGGAGUUGGAGGAAAUUGUGGAGCUUAAACGCAUGGAUAGCGGACUCCUUUCGCUUCAGUUAAUUGACGUUUCCCUCCUCGAUAUUGCCGUAAACGGUCAACCCUCUGUAAGUACCCUUCGAUUGGAUAGCCAGGAAGUGACGGCUUCUCUUCAUAGUGCUUUUCUUCUACAACUUAGAAUCUCACUCUUCAUUUGCAAACUGUUAAAGUGGUAUUGGUAA